UCCUCUCCCAGAAGGGCGGAACAUGGCCACACGCUAACUGUAAGCUGUCACAACACAGAAACUAAAAGAUAAUUUCCACCCUUUCCUUCGCUUUCACCGUCUCUCCUCCAUGCUGCUGCUGUGCCGGGUAUCGGCCGCGGGCCGCACGCUGAGGAGGUGGGGGUCCCAGCGGGACGGAGGCGGCCUCCUCCACCGGGCUCUCUCCUUCAGCUCCGGUCGCUGUCAAGGUGCAGGCCCGGGAGAAGGCGGCGCGCAGCCCGCAGAGGACUCCGCUCAGGCUCGGUACCGGGACACGGUGCUUCUCCCCCGAACGGACUUCCCCAUGAAACUGACCGGGCAGAAGCUUCUGGACCGGGAGCUCCAGAUACAGCAGGAGUGUGGCUUUGCAGAUCUGUACUCGUGGCAGAGAGCGAGAAAGGCCAAGAAAGAGUUCUGCCUCCACGAUGGACCCCCGUAUGCCAACGGAGACCCUCAUGUUGGACACGCUCUGAAUAAGAUCCUGAAGGACAUCCGUAACCGUUUCGAGAUGCUGCGGGGCCGGCAGGUCCACUACAUUCCGGGCUGGGACUGCCACGGCCUGCCCAUCGAGCUGAAGGCUCUGGGAGAGCUGGGGACCAGCGGGCUGAGUCCGCUGCAGAUCAGGCAGAAAGCGCGGGAGUUCGCGGUGGGGGCGAUCGCUCGGCAGAAGGCCGCCUUCCAGCGCUGGGGCGUGAUGGCCGAUUGGGACAAGUGCUACUACACGUUUGACGGCGCCUAUGAGGCUGCACAGCUGAAAGUCUUCCAGGAGAUGCACAGCAAGGGGUUCAUAUAUCAGGACUACAAGCCGGUGUUCUGGUCUCCUUCGUCAAGGACCGCCCUGGCAGAAGCAGAGCUGGAAUAUAAUCCCGAACACGUGAGCAGAGCCAUAUACGCCACAUUCCCGCUGGUCACGCUGCCGCCGGACAUCGCCUCAGAAGAAGGUCUGGAAGGCGUUUCCGUGUUGGUGUGGACCACGCAGCCCUGGACUAUACCUGCCAACCAGGCUGUCUGCUACAUGCCCAACGCCAAGUACUCUGUGGUGAAGCGGGAAGACAAUUCUCAGCUGCUGCUGGUGGCGGCUGAGCGCACAGCCAGCCUGUCAGCCCUGCUGGGCACCGAGCUGCAGAUCGUGGCCACCUUCACAGGCUCCCAGCUCCAAGGCGGCGUCUGCAAACAUCCCACAAUCCCUGAGAAGCAGGUCCCUCUGCUGCCGGCCAAUCACGUCACCAUGGCAAAAGGGACAGGGCUGGUCCACACGGCGCCGGCUCACGGCAUGGACGACUACAGCGUGGCGUCGCACUUCAAACUCUCUGUGGAGUGUAUGGUGGAUGAGGAUGGUAAAUUCACCGAGAUGGCUGGACCUGACCUGCAGGACCUGGCUGUCAUGACAGAAGGGACGGAUAAAGUGAUUUCCAUGCUGAAGGCGUGCGGAGCUCUCAUCAAGGAGGAGCAGUGUGUCCACAGCUACCCGUACGACUGGCGCACCAAGCAGCCGGUGGUGAUCCGGCCCAGCAAGCAGUGGUUCAUCAACACAGAGUCGCUCAAAGACAAAGCAAAGGACGCGCUGCAGAAGGUCCGUGUUUUGCCAGAAUCGGCGAGGGGCGGCCUGCUCGCCAUGCUGGACAAACGGACCUACUGGUGCAUCUCCAGACAGCGGAGCUGGGGAGUCCCCAUCCCAGUGUUCUACCACAAAGAGACCGGAGACGCUCUCAUCAACAAGUACACCAUGUCCCACAUCGCCAAGCUGUUCAAGGAGAAGGGCAGCGACUGCUGGUGGGAGCUUCCCAUUGAGACCCUGCUGCCCCCAGAGGUCCUGAAGAAGAGCAAAGCAGGUCCGGUCAGUGAGUAUCUGCGUGGAGAGGACGUCCUCGACAUCUGGUUCGACAGCGGAGCAUCAUGGGCCGCCGUGCUCGAAGAGGAGACUGAGGAUGACUCGCUUGAGGAGCCUGAGUCGCUCCUCAGCUGGCUCCCUGUGCAGCUGCGCCCUCCUCUGGCCACAGAGUCGGACCCCCGGGCCGACGCCUACGUGGAAGGGAAGGAUCAGAUCGGAGGCUGGUUUCAGUCGUCGCUGCUCACCAGCGUCGCCGUCAGGAAAAAGGCGCCUUACAAGUCCCUGGUGGUCCACGGCUUCGCAGUCAGUGAGAAGGGAGAAAAGAUGUCCAAGUCUCUGGGAAACGUGGUGGAUCCAGAUGUGGUCAUCAACGGAGGGAAGGACUCUGGCACGCCGGCGUACGGAGCCGACGUUCUUCGAUGGUGGGUGGCCGAAUCCAACGUCUUCUCCGAGGUCCAAAUCGGGCCCAACGCGCUCAACUCGGCCCGAGACAGCAUCAACAAGCUGAGGAACACUCUGAAGUUCCUGCUGGGCAACCUGCAAGGCUUCGAUCCCCGCGUUCAAGCCGUGGACGCCAAGGAGAUGUACUACAUCGACCAGUACAUGCUGCACUUGCUACACGAGUACAGCAUGAAGGCCACGGACGCCUACGGCGAGUUCGAUGCCGGCAGAGUGAUCCGCCUCCUCCAGGCCUUCAUCACUCGUGACCUCUCCAGCUUCUACUUCAGCGUCAUCAAAGACAGGCUGUACUGUGAGCCGGAGGACUCGCUGGGCAGGAGGUCCUGUCAGACCGUCUUAGAAGAACUCCUGGACGGCGUGACCAGAUCCAUCGCUCCCAUCCUGCCUCAUCUGGCCGAAGAAGUGUACCUGCACGCGCCGGGACAUGAGCGAGACGAAACGUUGUUCAAAAGCGGCUGGAUUAAAAGCGUGUCGGUGUGGCGACGGCCGGGAUUAGAGGAGGCCAUGGAGGGAGCCUGCGCCAUCAGAGACUCCUUCCUGUCCACCAUCCCGGGGAAAAACGCCGCCCAGUACGACGUCACCGUCGUCAUCGAGCCGAGCCUUCUGUUCGAGCUCAUGGAGUCCCUGCAGGAGGAGCCGUCCUCCACCUCCUCCCAGCUGGCCGAGCUGAUGAUGGCCGCCCGGGUCAACCUGACGAGCGAGAUGCCCCGCGACCUGCCGCCGGACGCCCUGCUCAGCCACGGCACCUUCCUCAUCAACCUGGAGGGCGGUGUGAUCAGAGAGGACAGCGCCUACAGCAUCGCGGUGGCGCCCACCUCUGCCGCCCGCUGCCCUCGAUGCCGCCGCUACACCGCCCAGUCUGCAGACUGCCUGUGCCCGCGCUGCCAGACCAUCGUUUCACAGGCUCAGUGAUGGGCCACGCCCCCCCGUCUCCAUGGCAACCAGCCAGCAUCGGCAGCAUCAAACACUGGCCAAAGAAGAUUUGAACACUCCCGGUUGAGACUGAAAACUGGUCCGAUUCUGACUAAUGGAGGCAAAGUGAAGGCACUGGAGGAGAACAACCAAACGUUUGAACUUUAAAACGUCCUAUUUGUUUACUGUACAUAUAUAUAUAUAAAGAGUGAGGUAUCUGUGUUGAAGGGAUGAUGUUAAUGUGUCACUAUGUGACCUUAUAUUUCCCAAGAGAGUGUUUGUACUUCUGUACAUCUGAUGAAUCCUGUUCGGAGGAGGCAGUCGCAGAGUGAAUAAAAAACCUGGAGCUUU
This is a messenger RNA of Salarias fasciatus (jewelled blenny), 3571 nucleotides long. RefSeq names its product isoleucyl-tRNA synthetase 2, mitochondrial (gene iars2). Gene Ontology annotation, biological process: isoleucyl-tRNA aminoacylation; mitochondrial translation. The transcript has 23 exons. NCBI's taxonomy places the organism in Eukaryota, Metazoa, Chordata, Actinopteri, Blenniiformes, Blenniidae. The record is from RefSeq and is a predicted model, not a curated record. Gene Ontology annotation, molecular function: ATP binding; tRNA binding; aminoacyl-tRNA deacylase activity. The coding region runs from base 110 to 3220 and encodes 1036 amino acids. Gene Ontology annotation, cellular component: mitochondrion.